AGAAGAAGAAGAAGAAGAAGAUGAUUGAUUUUGGGGAUGAAGUAACAAUUGAAAGCUACAGAAUUGGAUGGCUGAUAUGGAUCCAAAUACUUGUCCUUCUACUUCUCAUCAUUCUUCUUUAUGGCUUCACUCUCUUUGUUUUGGAUCUCCCCCCCAAGUCUCUUCGUCGUCUUCAUCUUUCCCUGAUUUCCAGUUGGGCAUAAUACCCCAAACUACAGCACUUGCUUGCCAGGUUGGAGAAAAGCAGAGCCUAAAGGGAGAGAGAGGCGCAACAAGCACAAGGAUAGUAAAUGGGGGAGGAGAAGAGAGUGUGGAAAUGGAGGGAUGUUUGAAGAAGAAGGAAGAAGAUGAGGAGAGUUUACAUCAUCCAUGCUACUAUUUCAGGCUUGCUAAACUAGCUUUUCUCAGGUGUUUGGGUCUUGAUUUCUUAUGUUCUGAUAAUACUUCAAUUACUUAA
Hibiscus syriacus is the source of this 457-nucleotide messenger RNA. RefSeq lists its product as uncharacterized. Bases 68 to 457 code for a protein of 129 amino acids. The record is from RefSeq and is a predicted model, not a curated record. NCBI's taxonomy places the organism in Eukaryota, Viridiplantae, Streptophyta, Magnoliopsida, Malvales, Malvaceae. The transcript has 2 exons.